Molecule: messenger RNA, 264 nt
Organism: Sclerotinia sclerotiorum 1980 UF-70
Lineage: Eukaryota; Fungi; Ascomycota; Leotiomycetes; Helotiales; Sclerotiniaceae
Exons: 2
Coding region: 1-264 (87 amino acids)
Source: RefSeq, a predicted model, not a curated record
AUGCAACAAAUGUAUAUACAGUGGCAAGUAUAUAUCCACUAUGAAGCUACUGUCAAGCCAGGCAGCAAAACACACCCAAAAUUGGAGAAAAAGGAAUCUCAGAUGCAAGUUAUGAUGUUAUAUAGACAUCAUUAUUCCCAAACCAAAAACCAAGGAAGUAUCAAUAGAUAUGCAACAAAAGUUCCAGACCUCGAUGAAGAGAACUUCAAACUUGUGAACUUCUCCCAAGAAAAAUGGAGCAAAAUCUCCGGUGAUGCAGAAUAA